UUUUUCGUCCAAUGAGGGCGUAUUCACGUGGCCUAAUCGUUCUUCUGGACGCUCUCUACUUGUAAACAGCCUUGGAAUUGGAGACUCGAAAAUCCAGUCUUGGGUCUUGGGUUUAAUACUCGCCAUUCGCCAUUCGGUCUCCAGCGGCCUCAAAACCUUUGGAAAGCGUCGUCAAAGUUGGAACUUUAAAAUGAAACGAACCGGUGUGUUGCUGCUAAUUAUGGGUUUGGUUGGCCUGUCCAGCCAGCAGGGCCGAGUGGCCCCAGGGGUUCCUCCUCAACAAUAUAACCCACAGCACCACCAGCACAUGAACAAUCAUCAACAGCAGGUGCCCAUGCAGCAUCACCAGCAAGUACCUGUGCAACAUCAACAACAAGUUCCGGUGCAACAUCACCAACAAGUUCCGGUGCAACAUCACCAACAGCACCACCAACAAGUACCUGUCCAGCAACACCAGCAAGUUCCAGUGCCGCAGGUGCCAGUGCAACACCAAGUUCCUCAACAGCAGCACCAAUAUGGACAGCCCCAGGUGCCAGUCCAUCACGCGGCUCCACCCCAACAAAUCCUCAACGUAGCAAACAUGGCGCAGGAAAAAGACCACCUGAAAGAGCAUUUGCAUGUUCCUGUAGACACGAGCUCCAUGAGUGACCAGGAGCUACAGUUCCACUAUUUCAAGAUGCAUGACGCUGACAACAAUAACAAGCUCGACGGUUCUGAGCUCAUCAAGUCUUUGAUUCAUUGGCAUGAGCAAGGCCAUCACCAUGAUACUCCAGGAGCACCUCCACCACCUCCAACUGAGCAACAGCAGAAGAUUUUCGAUGACCAAGAACUAGUGAACUUGAUAGACCCAAUCUUGUCCAUGGACGAUGUCAACCGUGACGGAUAUAUUGAUUAUCCCGAGUUUGUGCAGGCACAGCAUAAGGCAUCUGCCACACCUCAAGUCAAGGCUUAAAUACUGUGUUUUUCGAACGCAAGGACUUUGUUGUACAUUGUGAACGUUUUAGCGUACUUAUUUGUCUGCAAACAACUCUCUUGUUUUGUGUAAGGAUGUUGAAGCAUGAGAUUUUUAAAACUUUGUUACGAAGAUAGAUUGAGGGUAGCGGUUUAGUUAAUAUUAUGAUGGUUUAAGUCCAGCACAAUGUUGAGACUGACCUUUAAUUUGGCAAAAAUUUGGGGCUCUGAUCAUUGUAUGUAUGAAUAAUUGUGCUGUUUUAUAGUUGAAAUGUCUCAGAUUGAAUCUUUCCCACUUUUACCUUUUUGUUGAAUGUUCACAGAAAAUCUCAUUAGAAAAGAUCGUGUACGCAUUUAUUCUCAUUAUAUACAAAUAUAGACUAAAAAUGUGCAUCGCAACUUGGCGGUUUCAGUUGAUCACGCGGAUGAACAUGUAAAUGCAAGGACAAGCUUCACAGACCAGGAGCUAGUUGAAGCACUAGAUUUAAUGCUGACACGUUCAGACAAGGAUGAUGAUGGCUACCUGACCUAUGCCGAAUACACAAGAAGUUUAGA
Molecule: messenger RNA, 1506 nt
Organism: Neocloeon triangulifer
Lineage: Eukaryota; Metazoa; Arthropoda; Insecta; Ephemeroptera; Baetidae
Product: G-box-binding factor-like
Exons: 4
Coding region: 191-952 (253 amino acids)
Molecular function (GO): calcium ion binding
Source: RefSeq, a predicted model, not a curated record